AUGUCAGAACCCUGGAAUUCGGGGGGGAAAGCUCCUGGAUUGAACUACUCCAAGUUCUGUCCUUUCCACAGAUAUCCCGGUCAUGACUUAGAGUCAUGUUACACUCUCAAGGAUCUGAUUUAUGACUUGAAUGAUCAGAAUCGUCUCAAUUGGAAGGAAAUAGAGGCACAUGUGACAGGGCAGAAUCAAGGAAUUUAUCAGAACCCUUUGCCGGAUCACCAAGCAUUAUGUGAACAGACCAGAGAAUGGAAAUUGUUCGGUCCAGGAACCGCUUAUUGUGAGAAAGGCUCAAAGCAUUACUACAGUGGAAGUACAAAGGCCGAUAGAAGCACCCACAUGUCAAGUACAGUCGAUGGUUGA
Ilex paraguariensis (yerba mate) is the source of this 360-nucleotide messenger RNA. NCBI's taxonomy places the organism in Eukaryota, Viridiplantae, Streptophyta, Magnoliopsida, Aquifoliales, Aquifoliaceae. The record is from the annotation of a GenBank genome assembly.